AUGAGUGGACUACCAUUCAUUUUUGUCGAACGAUAUAUUUUACAAUUUACGGAAACACUCGACGAUGCUCUUUCAUUUAUUGCCAAUGUUAAGCGAACAUGCCAUUUAGUUUUGGCUGUAGGCGAUGGAAAAUUAGGCACAGCUCGCAUGAUUCAAUAUUCGCAUUCACGAGUGAAUUUUUUCGAUGAUGAAAAUCUACAACCUUUGGCCGAUUGGCAUCCACGCAUACCCAAUGCUGUUUAUUGUGGCAUGGAUUGGCUUUGCCCAUCUCAUCAAUUUAAACUGUAUAAGCAAAUAAUCUAUCAAUAUGGACAAAUAACACCUGAAUCAUCCAUACGAAACAUAACUUCAGUGGCAAAAACUGGUGAUUUACACAUAGGUCUAUACGAUCUUACUGACAAUAUCAUGUAUGUGGCCAACGCUCGUGGCACAAACGAAACAGGCCCACUCGAAGCUUACCAACGUCAAUUUGUGAAAAUUGAUCUCAACAUUGAAUUUGCUCGUGUACAGUCAUCAAUCAAAUAA
This is a messenger RNA of Rotaria sp. Silwood2, 525 nucleotides long. NCBI's taxonomy places the organism in Eukaryota, Metazoa, Rotifera, Eurotatoria, Philodinida, Philodinidae. The record is from the annotation of a GenBank genome assembly.